This is a messenger RNA of Trifolium pratense (red clover), 3277 nucleotides long. RefSeq names its product receptor-like protein EIX2. NCBI's taxonomy places the organism in Eukaryota, Viridiplantae, Streptophyta, Magnoliopsida, Fabales, Fabaceae. Gene Ontology annotation, molecular function: protein binding. The transcript is spliced from 2 exons. Bases 481 to 2958 code for a protein of 825 amino acids. The record is from RefSeq and is a predicted model, not a curated record.
AACUCUUCUUAUAUUAAAAAUAUUAAAAACAAAAGUUUGAAGUUGUGUCAAAAUAAUACAACUCUUGUUAUUUCAAAACUUGUAUAAACCAAGCUGAUAUGGUUAAACUAUUGUCCACAUACUUUCUUAUCACAGAAUACAAAAUUCCAAAUGUAAAGCAAACAUUUUACCAAUAAUAAUAAUAAAUUACAAAUAAUUAGGUACCAAGUUUAAAACAUGUGGUUCAUAGAAAUUAUAUAAUUCUAAGUCUUCAUUUUUUUUCAAAGUCUUUCGAACAAUCAGUUCUCUGCUUUUGUCCAAUUUUGAAACUUCCACAAACCAAGCUGUGAAGCUGAUAUGGUUAAACUAUUGUCCACAUACUUUCUUAUCACGUAAUUCAAACUUCCAAGUUUUCCAAUUUAUAUAACCACACUAGAAUCUCCUAAAAAAUUAUACUCCCAUUUCAAUUCGAUCGUAUUUCUUUGAUCCAAACAAUCACUCAUGAUGACCAUUAUCACUACACAAAUUCCACUUCUUUUGCUUCUACUUUUAUCUUUAACCACAUUUCACAAAUGCAUGUCAAUCAAUGAUCACAAAUUGGUUCGAUGCAAUGAGAAAGAUAAAGAGACAUUAUCAAUCUUCAGAAAGGGAAUCAAUGAUAGUUUUGGUCUGCUAUCAACAUGGUCAACCGAAAAAGAUUGUUGUGCAUGGAAAGGAGUCUCCUGUGACAACAUAACCAACAGAGUUACAAAACUUGAUCUCAAAUUAUCACCUUACUUUGAUCCAUUUAGAACUUCGACAGGUGAAAUCAAUAUGUGUAUUCUAGAACUUGAGUUUCUCAGUUACUUGGAUUUGAGUGAUAAUGAUUUUGAUGUGAUAAGUUUUACAACCAUUCAACACAACAUCACACAUGCAUCUAACCUUUUCUACCUUGACUUAUCCGACAAUGAUCUUCAGAUGGAUAAUCUUGAUUGGCUUUCUCCACAUUCUUCAUUGAAAUAUCUCUACCUUAGUGGAAUUGAUCUUCAUAAGGUAACCAAUUGGCUUCAAGCUGUUAAUACACUUCCUUCACUAUUAGAGUUACAGUUGAGUUAUUGCAACCUCAAUAACUUCAUCAUCAACCCAUCUAUUGAAUAUUUGAAUUUGUCUUCACUUCUAACUCUUGAUCUUUCUGUCAACAACAUCACCUCUCAGUUACCAAAUUGGUUUUUUAAUCUCACCAAAGAUCUCACCUAUCUUAACCUUAGGGACAGCAAUAUACAUGGUGAGAUACCUUCAAGCUUGCUAAACCUUCAAAAUCUGAGAUACCUUGAACUCUCUUAUAACCAACUACAAGGUUCACUUCCAGAUGGAAUAAGCCAACUACCAAAUAUUCAACACCUUGAUCUCUCUUAUAACAAACUACAAGGAUCACUUCCAGAUGGAAUAAGCCAACUACCAAAUAUUCAACACCUUGAUCUUAACAGUAACAUGUUAAGUGGUUCCAAUAUUCCUUCUACUUUGGAAAACCUCUCAUCCUUAAAUUACUUGUCCAUUGGUGGUAAUAAUUUCUCAGGUGAAAUUUCAGAAAAUACUUUUUCCAAACUCUCUAAUUUAGAUUGGCUAGAUUUGGCAAGUUCUAAUUUUGUAUUCCAAUUUAAUUUGGAUUGGGUUCCUCCUUUUCAACUCAGUGAUCUUUUAUUGAGUAAUACAAAUCAAGGUCCAAACUUUCCAUCUUGGAUAUAUACACAGAAGUCACUGCAAUCUCUCGACUUAUCGAGCUCGGGAAUUUCAUUGGUAGACACAAACAAGUUUUCGAGCCUUAUAGAAAGAAUCCCCUAUCUUUUUUUGUCAAACAAUUCCUUGACUGGGGACAUAUCAAACCUAACACUAAAGGGAGAUAUGUUAUAUUUGAAUCGCAAUAAUUUUACAGGAGGACUCCCAAACAUAUCACCGAAUGCCGGUGGUUAUGCCCGUGAUGUUGAUUUUUCUUACAACUCUUUCUCAGGAUCAAUUCCACAUAGUUGGAAGAACUCGAAAUAUUUAACAACCAUUAACUUGUGGAACAAUAAGCUAUCUGGUGCAGUUCUGGAGCACGUCUCUGAUUGGACACAAUUGGGGUUCUUGAACUUGGGAGAAAAUGAAUUUUCAGGAACCAUACGUUUCAAGAUGUCACAAUACUUAUCAGUAUUAAUAUUGAGAGCUAACCAAUUUGAAGGGACUAUUCCAACACAAUUAUUCAAUCAAUCUUCUUUGUUUCAUUUAGACCUUGCACAUAACAAACUCUCAGGAUCUAUGCCAAAGUGCAUCUAUAACUUGACUGAAAUGGUUACUUUAACUAGGGAGGACUCAUUUGUAUAUGGUACACUUGAGUUGUUUACAAAAGGUCAAGAAUAUUAUAUGGAAUAUGCUGACAGUAUUAGGAAAACUAUUGACCUUUCAGCUAAUAACUUGUCUGGAGAAGUGCCAUCAGAAUUAUUUCACCUCGUUCAAGCUCAAACGUUAAACUUAUCUCACAAUAAUUUGAUUGGUAAAAUACCAAAGACGAUUGGAGGCAUGAAAAAUUUAGAAUCUCUCGAUCUCUCCAAUAAUAAGCUUUCUGGUGAAAUUCCUCAGAGCAUGGCUCUCUUAACCUUUUUAGAGGUUUUGAAUUUAUCUUGCAACAAUUUUGAUGGAAAAAUCCCAAUAGGAACUCAACUUCAAGGUUUUAAUGUAUCAAGCUACAUUGGAAACCCAAACCUAUGCGGAGCUCCUCUUAAUAAUUGCACUACGGAAGAAGAAAAUCCUAAAAAUGCAACUCCGUCUACAGAUAAUGACUCUAUACGAGAAUCAUUGUAUCUAGGCAUGGGAGUUGGAUUUGCAGCAGGUUUCUGGGGAAUUUGUGGUUCUUUGUUUCUUAUUAGGAAGUGGAGGCAUGCAUGCUUUCGGUUUGUUGAUGGAGUGGGUGACAAGCUCUAUGUAACUUUGAUGGUAAAGUUAAAUAGUUUUCGCAGAAAUUGAGCUCCUGCUAGUGAAGGUGAUUCAUCAUGUGGCUGAUUGAUCCUGCAAAUCAUGGUUAUGAUUUUUCAAAAAGAGCCAAAUUGUGAUACCACUGUUGCUGAAUUUAUCUUUCACUUUUUGUAAUGUAUUUGUUCAUUUUGUCAAUUGUAAUGUUUUGUUCAUUCAAAAACUAUUGCUCAUGUUAUGUAUCUGUCAUCUUAUUGGAUAUUGAAAAUAAUUUUUCAACAAAACUUAGCUGCCUCAAACUCUACAUUGUGUAAAAAACCAAUAUUGUCAUAUCUUAAAUAAACUGGAUUCGAAUUUGGCGGGCCGUUCCAUA